Messenger RNA from Ectocarpus sp. CCAP 1310/34, 5415 nucleotides. Lineage: Eukaryota; Phaeophyceae; Ectocarpales; Ectocarpaceae. The record is from the annotation of a GenBank genome assembly.
UUGCUCCGCGAAACCGUAGCUCUCGUUUGAGCACCACAGCGUGGCACGCCGAGCAUUCCACCCCGAGAUACAGCCGAGGGAGCCCCCACCGCUCCCGCUACUAGCCACCUUAGUCGUUUCCUUGGGAUUUUUGCUAAGCAUGACCCGGCGCAAGGUGGACGAGGAGCAGGUUCGGAAGGCCUGUGCAGCGAUAGAUGAUGGAAUGUCGGUUAGGAAGGCUGCUGGGGUCUUUGGGGUAGGUCGUACGUCCAUCGAAGACCGCCGCCGUGGCAAGGUGGCCAUGAACGCGAAGGUUGGUGCCGAGACCAUCCUGAGCAAAGAAGAGGAGGAUUCGCUGGAAGAUAUUCUGCUGUUUGCUGCUCGCAACUUCUUGGCUGUGGGUCGGGUUCACCUCAGAGAUGCGGUGCGACGACUCUGCAACGACGGUCGGCGGAUCCCUUGGGAUCCAGAGAAGGGUCCGGGGAAAGAUUGGCUUGCGGGCUUCCGUCGUAGGCACCCACGGGUCGCGGAGCGCUCGACCCGCAUCUACGAGGCAAACAGGAUCACCGAAGACGAGGAGCCUCGCAUGGUGCAGUUCUACGAGAGAUGGGCAGCUCUCCUCGACGAGUUCAAACCGGAGGCCAACCACGUGCACAACACGGACGAGACAGGUACCACCCCGCAAGGAACCAAGACGACGAAGGCGUUUGCGGAAUCAGGGCAGAAGGUGGUUGGUUCGAUGCGCGCCAACUCGCGAGAGAACACCACCGUGGUCGCUACCAUCAGCGCUGAUGGUCACACCUGGGCACCAACCAUUAUCUUCAAAGGGCAACGACUUCAGGCCGAUUGCUUUGUAGAGCGAAACGGCCCGGAGGGUGCAAGGCACACCUGUACGGAUUCUUCGUUCAUGCAGGGAGACGUGUUCAUGAACUACUUGAAGGAUUUCCACAAGCAGCUCGGCGACCGAGGGUUGCUCGACGGAAAACCCCACAUACUCUUGCUCGAUGGACAUGCAUCACACGUGAGCGUGGAGGUAAUCAAGCUGGCCAUGAAUCUCAAAAUCAUCUUGUUCCAGCUACCCUCCCACACGUCGCACAUCACCCAGCCCUUGGAUGUCGUCGCCUUCGGAAGCUUUAAGAAAUCGAUAAAUAAAUCAUUAUUCGCUGGGGCGAGCUUGUGGCCUGUGAACAAGGAGCGGGCGCUGGGCCGGCUGAAGGGCACAGCGAAGAAGAAAGAGCGGCGAGACGAGCGCACACCCCUACAGGAUAUCCCCAUCGCCGCCCACAACGAGCAGCCGGAAAAAGACAUCGGAGUAAGGGCCCUCAGAGUGCUGAGGGGGCAAGGGCACACCGUCACGGGAAUCCGAACAAGGCGGAGAGCGACGCGAAGGCUGCGAGGGCAAAAGUCCGCGAAGAGAAGAGGGCAGAAAAAGCGGCCGCGGAGCUGUUGCGGCAGGCGCGCAUGGCCGACAGAGGAAGGGGACGGGGGCGGGCAGGAGGGAGGGGAGAGGAAAGGGGAGGGCGCGGCGGGCACGGAGAGAGCACAACCAGCGCCCUCCGUGUCCAGGGUCGGACGACAACGGACGCCGACACCCGAUGUCGACAUGUAGCCGUAUCGAUGUUUCUCACGUGUCCUGACAGGUUCAGAUUUGAAUCGAACACGCCCAAAUGGCCAUGAAGUUGUACCCGCAGUCGAUAUGCACCCUAUAGAACGUCGCAUGUGGUUCGUAGGCUAUGCGACGAUGAUUUUAGGGCGUGCCAGCACCGGAGGGGCAGGAUGCACAGGUUUUGAACCCAACCCGGGGAUGUCAUCGUUUUGUCCCCGGGUGCCCGUGUGUGUGUGUGUGUGUGUGUGUGUGUGUUGUUUUUCUUGCGAUAGAUGUUUUUCACAUGCUUACAGGUUCCCUCAGAAGCGCUGGUGGCGGGGGUGCAAAGGUGUUUUGAAACUACAGUUGUUUUCGGCGUUGAUUCUUACCGUAGCGGCAAGCCUAAAAUCAGGAAAGAAGUAUCCUUAUUUGACCUUUAAUAUAUCAUCAGGUGUGCUCCAAUGGGCGUGGAAUUGUUCGUACAGUCGAAACAUACCCUGUAGAACGUCGUGUGGUUCGUACCCUUUUUGAUGGUGACGUUCGGGCGUUCCAGGACCGGGGGGGGGAGGGAUGCACGGGUUUAAACCGAAAACCCGGGGACGCGGUGGUUCUGUCCCUGGGGUGGCUUUUUUUUUUUUUCUGAACAUGUUUCUCACUCAUGUUUGACGAUCCCCUCCAAAGGUUGUGUCGUGGGGAUGAAUGAGUAUUCCUCAAUGGUGGAUACAGUUUGGCGGUGUUCGGCGUGAACUGUUACCGUUAGCGGCAUGCUAAAUCAGGAAAAAGUACCCAAUAUUGACCAAGCACCAUUUACGUAGACAACUCAUUUCGCCGUGAUUUUUUUUUCUCGAGUCGUCUACUGACUGGAAUAACACAUUUACGCAUCAAAUUGGUUGUCCUGCCUCGUUUCGAACGCACAGAGCACACAAUACAGGUCACGGAGGGAAAAACCCAUCCCUUCUCAUGGCGUCGAAAACCCGAGGAUACGUCAUUUUCAUCCCCGGAUGUGGAUUAUUUUUGUUUUUUCUUACUUUUUCUUCAUUUCUAUUGUAUUUUACGCAUGCCCACCAAAUCUUGGGUCUUGAAACGCUUUCAAACGUACGAAAUCAACCAAUGAUGAAAGUGGCCUUUGAUACCCCUAGCUAGGGGUAGUUUUCUCUCAAAAUGACGCCUGCAGCUCAGGUGUACGGCUCCAGCCCUACCUCGUCACUGUUGAUUUUUUUUUUCAUUUCCUUCAGGUACGCACGUACGUGACGAAUUCACCAGUGUAUGCAUACCUGCUGAAAAUUUAUUGGUGAAACCUCCGCACUUGCCACCAAUCAACGUCCUACGCAGUGCUUUUUCUUCCCUGAUGCUGCCCUGCGCAGCGCUGUUCAGUCCCUCUAACAGUGCGAAGCCAUCCAGCCAUGGACAAGUACGCUCCAGCGUCCCACAAUCCCGUCCAAAAGGCAACGACUUCUGUAGUCGCCCCUCGGUCGGGGCCUCAACAAGCCGGCGGCGGGCGCUGCUGCUCGGUGCCGUUGGCCGCAUCUCGCGACUUCAAAUCGAUACGAAGGGCGGCGAUUGCUGUCCUCGUCAUCCAUGUCGUGGCCGUAUCAACGUCGGGAUAUUUACAACUUCCAGGCAGCUUGAUCGGCAUCAUCGUGGGCGGCAUAGGCCUGUGCCAGAAAGCACGUUGCUCCUUCAGAGUCGCGUGCGUGGUGAUCACCGUGGGCCUCUUCCUGGACCUUUGCCACCUUGCCUUCCUGUUAUGGUUUCUCAGUCCGAUCCAAGACGACAGUAGUGACGAUAGGGUCUACGCGGGCUAUGGCACAGACAUAUCAUCCGCCCAGGAGAUCGCGCUAGUUCUCCCCGUUGCCCUCGGGGCCCUCUCGUACCUCGCCGUGGGUGCUGUUUUCACUAGGGAGACCUUCCGACAGUGGCGACGGAGUGGCACCCACGACGAGUUUCCGGUCUAGACGCAGCAAGCUCCCUCAUUUUGUUUCUCCGCGGGACGUCUUCAUCCUCCUGUGGUGUCUCUGUCAACGACACAAUCUACGGGUGGUCAUCUGGCCCCCCAAGGACCCUACGAAUGUCACCAGCUGGGAGAGAGUCGCUCGCGACACUGCGCUGUCACGCUUCCUCCUUCAAGAGUUGACGCGAUGCGGUGCAUCUACAGUAGAUCAUAGCUCGAAGAAGCGACGCUCAUCAACAAGCAUAAGUCGCCAGGGAGUCGAGCUACAGUGGGAUUUCUCUUCUUGCAAACCUAGCCUGUAGAACUACACGAACUUUGUCGGCGGUUUGAAAACUCACAACUUGUUAGUUUUGUUCAAUUCCGCCUUCUAGACGUGCGUACAUAUGUUCGGUCGUUCGAAGGUUAGGCUGCGUUCAUUUGUUUAUUAUGGUUUGGGUGUGGCGUCGUUCGCGGUGCGUGCAUUGGCGCACGAACUACUGUAAUUACGUAUCAUAUGUAAAUGUAGCAGAUUUUGUUUGUCUGCGUCCGUCGGAAUCGAGCACAAAGCGUGCAUUCGCGCAAUGCAAACAGGGUCUAGGGUAGCCGGCUUUAGAGCUCUGACAUCGGGUGAGCGGUCGGCGAGAGUACGAGACAGACAAAGAUUCUCGCAGAGGAAUUGGGUGUGAGUCCUUAGCGCUCGAUAUAUAGUCGUGAGUAUGUGAAUUGGCGGAUGGACGCUCAACUCUAUGCAAGUAUUCGAAAACGAAGGACGCUCUUUUGAGGCUAGCCGUGUGAUGGUGUGUCACCGUACAUGUCUGGCGUUGUUGGACGGCAGGUAGAGAUGUCUGUUUAGAUAAUGGUAAUAAAGUUUCAAGCAAUAUUGUGACAAGAGAGGUUUAAUUAAGCGAUGAAAACCAAGGGAUUUAGUAUUCAACAAAUGCACCAUCUUGGGUCGGACUGAACGAAGUGCCACGAGCCCCGGAUUCCCGGACUGGACAUGUGUAGAGAAGGAAUACAAUCUCGUACCACUGGCGUCGUCUGCAGGACCCUCCCGACAUGCCCAGGGUGUGACUGCACGGCGGAAAGUUUCGUGAACCCACCCGCACGAUGUCGAAAAAUUGUAUGCAUACCGUAAAAGUGCGUGCGAUGGCACCCAUCGAUGAUUUCGCACCCAUCGGUGUUAUAGCACCGGGGGGGGAUGUACUCAUAGUCGUGCAUGCCGUAGUCGUUAGACCAUUGACCUCGCAUCCCUACAAAGCCGGGACGGAGCACGCCGGGUUCUCACCGGACCAGGCUCUCACAUCACCAAGCGCGAAGCGCCGUGAGAUAUUCGGCGAGUCGCAUGAAGGGUGCGCUGCAUCCUGCUAAGGGUGUUCGGCAUCUUGUGCUUACUUCCUUGCGUACGGAUGACAGCUGCGUAUGACUUAAUUUAUUUUCUGGUGCUUUCACUUCCAGAGACAGUUGUAAGCACUGUGUAACUGCCUCGAGGGUGCUUGACCAUAUUAACACAACGUGGUGCGAUCAUCCCCCUUGCGCGGAGUGAGGGUUCUCCACCCUGCACAACAUGAUCCACUCGACCACCAUUAUGAUAACCGCCAAAAAAAACCGAGGUACCAGUUGGGGCGCCAUUUCAUGUAUGUAUAUCGUACCGUCGUGGUUUGCGCAGUAGAAAUAGACACUUCGUAAUCUUUUUCUACGGUAAUCCGUACAUCGAAUGCACUCACUCACUCAACCAAGCACACAGCAGUACACAUCCCGCACCUCCAACCAACCGAACAAGAAGAAGAAGGAGUUCGUUAACGGUACUUCAGUUGUACCGGUACCAUGCCCCUUGAGGCAGACAAGAGGGAAGCACCAGCCAACAAAAGAGGGGCUUGCGACCAACAAAGAUGCUGGACGAAAAACCAUACCCCGCCGUGUA